Molecule: messenger RNA, 544 nt
Organism: Thecamonas trahens ATCC 50062
Lineage: Eukaryota; Apusomonadida; Apusomonadidae
Exons: 1
Coding region: 184-507 (107 amino acids)
Source: RefSeq, a predicted model, not a curated record
UCCAGGACGGGACUCCGCUGGCGGCGACGCUCGUCCCAGCCUUCCGCGAGCUCUCUGUCCGUGGUUCGCCAUUUUCUCACUAUUACGAGAUGGAUAUCGAUGAGACGGACCAAGCGGUGCUUGAUCAGCUGGGCGUAGUCUCGCUGCCGGCCUUUGUGGUUGUUGGCAAGGCUGACUAUCCGCAUGAUGCUGCUCCUGAUCCGCCCGUCAUCGUACCCGGCUGGGAUGGCGUCCAGAUUGUGGCAUCGGCUUCAGUCUCGACCAUCGAUCGCCUGGAAGUCAUCCUUGCCCGCAUCGGCGUCUUGUAGCUGUGGUCCACUCUCUUCGCCGUCCUGCCUGUCUUUCUGCCUACUCGCGGUCCCGUGGCCCGAGUCGGACGACCACCCACCAUGUGCGAGAUUGCAGGAGCGUGAGUCACGGCUGCUCAUGUUGGCCUAUCCACCCGACCUCUCGCCUCACUUUGCUUCUCCUCUGUGGCAACAACGUCGCGCGACAAUGGGCCCAUAACAACAGCGCCGCCGCUUCCCAUCGCGCAUCACUCCCC